AUGAUUUACCUGCAAGGGAAGAACCGACCGAUCGGUAUUAAGGAAGAGGACAUAAACGAUGAGAAUUACCUCCUCAUAAAAAAUAUUUUAAAGGAUGAACAGGUGCAUGUGCAUAGCUGGAUAGAAGUCAGUCUAAUCUACUACAAGAAAAAUUACUACAAGCUCUUUUUGGACCUAACCAAGGAGGGGGAGAUUUUUUAUCUCACCAAAAAUGAUGACAAAGAGGGGAAGGAAGAGACGGACGAGAGGGACGCCUCGAAAGACGGGUCGAAUUUUUACACCCUCCUGCUGCUAUACCACUUGGAAAAAAUAAUGAAUACGAAAAAUGUAAGCAAAGAAGAUGAGUUGAAAAUAAAGCUGGAAAAUUUAAUUAAUCAGAUUGAGAGGAGGAGGAGUGACGUCCUCCUAAGGGGGGUGGAAGUGGACAUGCAUGGCGGGAUGUCAAGUAAAAAACAGGGGUCAAUUCCAUGGGCGAGCUACGAUUACCUAUCCCCACAUUUAGCUAAAGGCAUUUACAACGUUAAUAUGUACCUGUACCUGCUAAACAAGUAUGACCGGAAGAGGGGCGCCAACUACUUCGUAAGGCCGAAAACUUCCCCCAGCGAUGGAGACAACGAUGAUUAUGAGAAGCAACCGUCAGAGGAGAAGAUAAAAAGUGAAUACAUUAAUCCGUUGAAUUAUUUAAUGGAGAGCAUAUCCAUAUUAACCCAACUGGUUAAGAAGAACAAGUACGAUUUUGUUGCCUCGAUUUAUUUGUCCCUCUCUUUAUGUCUGACGUAUAAGUUGGAUCUCUGCAUUGAGUUUUCCUCCAACGUUCUGAUAAGGCUUAUAAAUUUGGAGAAUUUUUUAAAGGCCAUUGUUGCUACUUAUCAGGGGUUGUUAGACCCUGUGGGGGAAAAAUCUCCCAACACGGAGAAGGGAGCAACAACCUGGCUGUCCAAAUUUAUGAGUCGUGAAAAAGGGGGGAAUGACAAUACUGAUAAGCGUGCAGAAAACAUUGGAUCGUUUAGUGGAAGGGACCAUACAGCAGGGGAAGAGCACCUCUAUAAGUGCAUUCGGUUAAAGAAUCUGCUAACCACCAUUAGAAGCCUCAAGGCAAUAAUAAAAUACAUAAUAGGUAUCUGCUACGUGAAGAAGAAGGAGUGGAGCACGGCCUCCUUCUGCUUAACUGAAGCGAUAAAACUUGAUGGACACCCCCAGGCGUACUUAACCAACGGGUGGCUCCUCCUGAUGAACUACUUGGGAAAAAUCGCGCAGUGUAACGACUUUGUGAAGGAAGGGAUCCAUUGGGGGGUUGGAUAUGGAGACCUCCCCCAAGUCAAGGAGGAGCAAUUCUCCCAUUUGGAGUCCCUCCCCCCUGGUUUCGACAAAAACGAUCUCCGAAAAAUUCCCAUGAAGGAGAUCAUUAACCUAACGCUGGUACGUUACUACGAUUAUUUAAGACGCGGUAUAGUGAAAUAUUCAAAGGGGGUAGAAAACAUCCUGAUGAAAGAGAACUCCUCUUAUCACAUCGAAAAGAAUGACAUAUACGAGUACGACGAAUCGAUUGAGAUGGCAAACAAUGAAAGUGGCUACCUGAAAAAGGACCAUGAGCAUGUGCACCUGUCUGAGAGGAUGAUCUAUCUGUACCUGGAUCUGUGCGAAAUAUGGCUAAUGCAGGGAGAUAAAAAAUCUGUUCUCCUUUUAAAACUGAUGAAGGAGAAGGUACACUUUAGUUAUGUUAAUAAGAAAUGCCUUUCCAAGUAUUACUUCCUCAUUGGUAUGUAUUACCAUCACAUUGUGGGGAAUACAAGGAGGGCCCUCAAGUACUACUACAAGAGCUUUCAAAUUUAUGGCAACCAAGUCAGCAGGUAUUAUCGUACAAUCUGUUUGAUCCAUCUGAAGAAGUACAGUAAAGCUAAGAAGAACAUUUUGUUUUUUUUUCAAAAGGGUAGAAAUGCCUAUUUUGUCAAAUUGUAUGUUUUUUUCUUCCUCCACACGGCAAAUUUAUUUUUAAAUUUUAACCUCCUGUGGGAGGGAAGCAGUAAUCGUGCACGUCCCCAUGGGGGCACCAACGUGGCGGCUGAGCAACCCUCUCAUGCCAUUAAGAAUACCACCCAGGGGGACGACACGAAGAUGUGCGACAAAGACAAACGAACACACGUUGCAGUUCGAAGCAAAUAUAUGAAGAGCAACCAGAAUGACAGUUCCAUGAAAGUUGUCCUACGGAUGUUGCAACAUCUGAUUGACGUUCUGGAAAAGAACAGUUAUUUGUUCCAUAACGAUUUGGACACCAAACUGAUGAGAAUAAAAAUACGUGAACUGCUGAUAACCAAGUAUAACCAUGAGGGGAUGGUGGACUACAAUAAGGAGCUCAACGAAGUGGAAGAAGUUAGGUCUUUUUUCAGACAAAGAAAUAAACCUAGCAAAAUAUCCUACGAACUGAUUAAUAAUUAUAUCAUCUCUCUUUUCUUUUGCGAUGAGAAAGAACGCAGUGUGGAGUUAAUGGAGUUGCUGAAGAGGGAAAUCUUCCUCAAGGUGAAGCGCUUCUCUAGGUACUACUCUUAUACCUUUUGCGGCAGGGCUUCCGAUGCACGACUGUUGCGGGAUAGGGAAGAACAUGGAAUUGACCCCCCUAAGGAGACAAUUUCCACCGAAAGGAACAACCCUCGAAAGCGCAGCGCAACGACCCCGGGGAGUACGAACAAGAAGUCCAAACGGAAUGGGAGCGGGUCCCCCUGUGAGGACGUCAUUACAGGAAUUGCGCCUGGCGAAGAGGUCAAAGAGAAGAAGGACCUCCUCCACCGCACUGUGCGUCGAAACGCAAUAAAGCUGUACCACCUGGACGUCAUGCUUCGCAACCACAGAAUCGGACAGAUCAGGCAAACUAUAUUGAGUGAAGGAGAGAAGCUUCCCAAUCAUGUAUACAUAAAAAGAAGCAACAGACAGCGAUACAGGGAAAUAAUUAACUACCUAAAGAGGAUCUACCUAACCAUAUGCUUUAACAGCGCCGUCUUGGAAGAGUACCUUGGCUAUAAAGACUCCUCCAUACAGACAUACAAAUUGUAUACACAGUUGUAUAAGACGUAUGAAGGUGCCUUCGUUAGGUUAGCAAACGUUUACAUACAAAUGAGGAAAUUCUCUAAAGCGAAGGAGGUGAUAGACAAGGGGUUGCAGACAAAUCCAAAGUCAGUAAACCUCUUACUGCAAAAGGCUUACAUACACGUGGCCAGGAAGCACUACGAUUAUUGUAUAUACGCCUUGGAGAAGCUAAAAAAAAAUGAACACCUGAAAGACGACGUUUUGAUUAAUACGUAUUUGGUCAUCAUCAAGUUUUGUAAACUUAAAAGGGGAAAAAGUAAGGAAGAAAAAAAUCAGCUGGUAAAUGAAAUAUACACUCAAAUAAGUUUGCUAGGGAGAGAGAGGAAUAACUUUUUCGUGUCCAGCCUAAUAUCCAUCCUGCUCAGCGUUAACCACAAGUAUGAUCUGUCCAGCGAAGCCUUCCAGUUGUUAAUCGACUCGAAUGAGAAGCAAACCUUCUACUGCCAGUCGGCGUUAAGAAACCUUGUCCUACACAUGUUUAACCACCUGAUGAGAACAAACCAUGAGAUGAAAAAUAAAUUAUUUUUAAAAAAAUUAAAUUUGUUCUUCAAUUUAAGCUUAAAGAAUGGCAUAAACGACAAGCAGUUUUUUCUCUGUUAUGCGAAUUUUUUACACUUAAUUGAAAAGUUUGAGGAUGCCAUUCUUCUGCUAUACAGUGCAUACGUUAAGUGGUCUCAUGAUUUGUCUAUUCUGAAUAUUCUGAUCAUUUGUAUUGAUUCGUUUGUUUCAAAGUAUCUCAGUUCAGAUUACGUGGAGUUGACGGAUGUUCUGCUCAUGGGCGACUUGAUCUGCUUCUCCUUCCGCGCCAUCCACACGAUUCUGCGGUUUAAGCGGCUCUCCACGUCUGCGGAGCUCCUCGCUUCGGAUGAACAACACAACUACUACAAAGAAGGCGAUCUCAUCGUCGAAGUAAGGAGGAAAGACAUCGAGCAUUUGGCCAGCAGGAAGUACCUAAUCAACACCUACAAAAAAUUCGAGGAGAAAAUAAAGCCAUACAUUGAAAGCAGUGUGCCCAGCAUGGUCAGGCAGAAAAAAAUGUAUAACCAGAAGAAAAUAAAUUUACAGAAAAAAAUUUACGAAGAUAAAAAGAGGAAAAAAAUUUUGGAAAUGAAAAAACUGAAGAGUCAGGAAAGUCUACAUGAGGAACUGCUCAGAGAUGUUAGCGAACUCACCUACCACAUGACCGAACGGGGGACGGGAAUGACCACCCUGAGGGGAGAAGGAAAGGACGCCCCACAGGAAGAGGGAGAAACGCAUCCACAAAAGGGAGAUGAUCAACAGGAGGGGGAUGACGACGAUGAGGAAUUUUCUUUUAAUAAAGGAAGCGCCAACCCGAAUGAGGCAACUGACAAGGAGGAGAUGGAUAACCCUGGGGAAGGAGACAUCUCCGACGGUGAUCCGCAAUACAUGGACGACUCUUCCAGCAGCUCAGAUCUCUUCGAGGAGAAGAAACCCAAAAAAAGGAAAAAAGUUAUAGACUAA
Plasmodium coatneyi is the source of this 4563-nucleotide messenger RNA. RefSeq lists its product as uncharacterized. Gene Ontology annotation, molecular function: protein binding. The record is from RefSeq and is a predicted model, not a curated record. The transcript is spliced from 2 exons. NCBI's taxonomy places the organism in Eukaryota, Apicomplexa, Aconoidasida, Haemosporida, Plasmodiidae. The coding region runs from base 1 to 4563 and encodes 1520 amino acids.